Molecule: messenger RNA, 1056 nt
Organism: Hypanus sabinus (Atlantic stingray)
Lineage: Eukaryota; Metazoa; Chordata; Chondrichthyes; Myliobatiformes; Dasyatidae
Product: carbonic anhydrase 4-like
Exons: 9
Coding region: 97-1056 (319 amino acids)
Cellular component (GO): plasma membrane
Molecular function (GO): zinc ion binding; carbonate dehydratase activity
Source: RefSeq, a predicted model, not a curated record
CGUACCCGCAGGUGCACGGUCACAUUCCAGGGAACGCAGACCUUUCCGGUCGGACACUUAUAGAAAAGCUCUAUACACUAGGCUUUCAGGGAGAGAAUGGUGUUCCUAAUCACUAUCCUGCUCCUGGGGAUCCAACAACUCAAUGCCGCUACUGGACCUUUCUGCUACCAUGACCCUGCCUGCGGUCCUGCCAAAUGGCCUGUCAAGUAUUCAGCUUGCAACGGCACACAGCAGUCACCAGUCAACAUCAACACAGGCAAAGCUGUCCCGAAGGAACACCUCGGUCCCUUCUCCUUCCAUAACUAUGACAACUCCAGUCUGCUGCUCCAGAUCAUGAACAUCAAGAAAACCAUCAGAGUCACCACUAGCACCCAGAUGUAUGUGAGCGGAGGCGGGCUACCUGGAACUUACCUUGCCACCCAGUUCCACCUGCACUGGGGCAAUGGGAGCCAUUCUGGGGGCUCUGAGCACUGGAUGGAUGGCAAGCAGGCCAACAUGGAGCUCCACAUCGUCCACCGAAAGCAGGGACUGAACCUGACCCAGGUCUUCAACUACCCGGAGGGACUGGCAGUGCUGGGAUUCCUCAUCCAGAUUGAAUCUAAUAUCUCCGAGAACCAGGCCUGGAAAAGCCUGACCAAACUUGUCUCAAACCUGACAGAGGAUGGUGAUGAACUCACACUUAAUGGGACAUUCUCAAUGAUGGAUCUCAUUGGCAGCAUCGACCUCACCAAGUACUACAGGUACAAUGGCUCCCUCACCACCCCAGAGUGUAAUGAGGUCGUCCUCUGGACUGUCUUCGAAGAGCCCAUCCGCGUCAGUGCAUCACUGGUGGAAACUUUCUACACCGACCUCUUUGUCAAUGCCACUGAAGGAAUACGCUUGCUCAACAACUUCCGCCCUGUCCAGGAGAACAGGAACUCAAUUUAUGCCUCAAAGCAGGCAUCCCAGGGAGCCCCCACCGUCAACCCCACCACCCCCAGGGGAGGGAGCUCAACUGUCUGGACUCAGCCCCUUGGCCUGCUCCUGCCUUUGGCUUCCAUCUUGCUGUUGUCCUGA